Messenger RNA from Amyelois transitella, 3833 nucleotides. RefSeq names its product protein henna. Gene Ontology annotation, molecular function: iron ion binding; phenylalanine 4-monooxygenase activity. Lineage: Eukaryota; Metazoa; Arthropoda; Insecta; Lepidoptera; Pyralidae. The transcript is spliced from 6 exons. The coding region runs from base 63 to 1433 and encodes 456 amino acids. Gene Ontology annotation, biological process: L-tyrosine biosynthetic process; L-phenylalanine catabolic process. The record is from RefSeq and is a predicted model, not a curated record.
UUUGUUUACUGAGAACGCACGCCGCAUACACUCGUUGUUUAAGUUUUUAAUUAAUUAGAAAAAUGAUGAAAGCCGUGCAACCGAAUCAGGAGGAGCUGUCUACCUCGCCACCAGAUAAGCCCAAACUGAUGGAAGGUGGCAACUACAUCCGUGAAGGGAGGGACUCCACAAAGUCCACGUGGUUACUCUUCUCCCCCCAAACUCCAGACGAGGCUGGAAACCUCGCCAAAUACCUGAGCAUCUUUUGUUCCCAUGGGGUCAAUCUCAGCCAUAUUGAAUCCAGGUCUUCUGUGAGGAGACCAGGGUAUGAGUUCAUGGUGGAGUGCGAGCAUGGAGCCGGAGAUUUCGGGGCUGCCCUUGAAGAGCUGAAAAAGAAUGUUGGUUAUUUGAACAUCAUUUCCAGGAAUUACAAAGACAACCGUUCUGCCGUGCCCUGGUUCCCACGACGUAUCCGCGACUUAGACAGAUUCGCAAACCAAAUCUUAUCAUACGGAGCCGAAUUAGACUCUGACCACCCCGGAUUCACCGACCCAGUGUACCGCGCACGCAGGAAAUACUUCGCUGAUAUCGCUUAUAACUACAAGCAUGGGCAACCAUUGCCUCAUGUCAAUUAUACAAAGGAAGAAGUGGCUACUUGGGGGGUGGUCUUUAGGAAACUUACUGAGUUAUAUCCAACUCAUGCGUGCAAAGAACAUAACCACGUGUUCCCAUUGUUGAUCGAGAACUGCGGUUACAGGGAAGAUAAUAUUCCUCAGUUGGAAGAUGUUUCCAACUUCCUGAAAGACUGCACCGGUUUCACCCUCCGUCCAGUAGCAGGCCUCCUCUCCUCCAGAGACUUCCUCGCAGGGCUGGCCUUCCGCGUCUUCCACAGCACCCAGUACAUCCGCCACCACUCCCGCCCCCUCUACACGCCGGAACCAGAUGUCUGUCACGAACUACUUGGACACGCGCCUCUCUUUGCUGAUCCAGCGUUCGCUCAAUUCUCGCAGGAAAUUGGACUAGCGUCUUUGGGAGCGCCCGAUGAUUAUAUCGAGAAACUUGCAACGUGCUUCUGGUUCACCGUGGAGUUUGGCCUGUGCCGGCAAGGUGACAAGCUGAAGGCUUUUGGGGCCGGCCUCCUUUCCUCUUUCGGAGAGCUCCAGUACUGCUUGUCAGACAAGCCAGAAUUGAGAGACUUCGAGCCUGAGACCACGGGUAUAACUAAGUAUCCGAUCACCGAGUACCAACCGGUAUACUUCGUCGCUAAUAGUUUUGAAGACGCUAAGGAGAAAAUGAUUAAAUUCGCCCAGACGAUCCCAAGGGACUUCGGCGUGAGAUACAACCCCUACACCCAAAGCAUAGACAUCUUGGACUCCCCUCGACAAAUGAAGGAUCUCAUGAGGCAGUUACACCAAGAAAUGGGACUACUGCUGAAUACUAUGGAGAAACUUUAGAGAAUACGUUGUAUUUUGUUGUAGGCUUAAGAAUGUUUGGAUGCAGUACACUUCGCGGCAGGAAACUUAUACGUGCGCAUGCGCAGUGUACAUGUAUAUCGAUAAAAUGAAGGUCGUUUAGCUAAAUACUUAGUACUUGCACUGACAGUAUCUAUUUUGGUUAUUUAUUCCAGAUUUUGUUUUGGUAAACCAUGAGUGACCUUUCAUGACCACUUUUCAAAUUUUUUAAAUUAAUAAAUUUAGUAUUUUUAAAUAAAGUAACAGCGUAGGUACAUUUACUUACCUCGGUGUAGGAAUUCAUCCAUUAAUGUUAUUUGUGUUAGUUAUUUCCUUGACAAUUUUGUGACUGUGACAAAGGUUAAUAUUGUAACCUGUAUAAAAUAUGAAUUUUUACUAUAAUUCGUCGAAUUUAUUAUUAUAUUUUAAGUUAUAGUAGUAUAGUUUUAUAUAAUCAAUAUUAUGCCUUAAUUUUAAUGCCUAUUUAUUUUGGUUGAUACGUUAUCCUACUUUACAAUAAAAUAUUACAUAUUGACUUUUUUUGAAAUGGAAAUUAUUAUUUUUAUUUAUUUUGUUAUUAAAAGAGCUUUUUAAUUAAUGUAUAAUAUAAUACGGUUGAAAUUCUAAUCAACACGUCAACAAUUUAUUUAUGUAGGACGUAUAAAUUAGAAAUUCAAUUAAUUAAGCAAAUAAAGAAAAUACUUACUUAUUAUAAACUUAUUUUUAAUUAUUUUUUAUUAAAAAAAAUCUAAUUUUAGUCUUACAGUAUAUAAAGCGAAAUAUUAAGAUUUUCGAAAGGUUUAUGUUUUUAGAAUAUCAAAACACCAUUCAAUUUUUAUUCAACAUAAUAUAUUCAAUAAUAAAUUUGUACAUAGUAAACUCGCACAUACCUACCUAGUAAUUUCUAAGUAGUUAUUAAUAGUAAUUAUAUGACAAAAUGGAAAUAUGUUGAAACUAAGAAGAAUUACCGGAACGCAGUUUAUACUUAAAGUAUAAUUAUUAUAUAAUGUAUAAUUUAGUUUACUUUUACUCCUUUACGCCUAUAUAACAAUAACUCCAGGUUAUUUUUCACAAAAAUUUUGCCAUUCGUUGAACCGUAAAUGUCUAUUUAUGUAUGUAUAAGUCCAUAAAAGAAAGAUUUGCGUAUAAUAUAAAAAAAAUACAGUUGUUACAGAAAAACCAUUGAGAUAUAGGUACAUAAAAUCUCGGAAGUAAAUUCUAACUUCACUAUUUUCGACAUCCAGAAAAAGAAAACGUUGCGAUUUUGAUGAAGCUUUUAACUGCGCAUAUCACCUUAACUAAUUAAUAUAAAUAGAGUUGUUUAUAAAUUUACAAAAUAAAGUAAAAGUCAUUGUUUAUAUACAAUACUGAACAAAUGAUAAGCUACAUUUCGAUGAUCACUAUCAAUUUAUUAAUUGACAAACUAUUGAAAUUGCAAAUUAAAUUUCUAUAUUACUUUUUACAAAAUUUUUCACUUUCGUAAUAAUAAAUUAAUAGUACAUUUUUUACUAAGUACUCUUGUUUAUUAUUACUUUAAAGUAUGAGCAUGUGACGCUGUGAAAUAAUCACGAUUAAUUUCAAAUAUUCUGAAUUUACCUACUUCUAUGUUCCGAAUAUAUGAUACAGGAUUUAAGUUAGAAUUUGGCACUAUUCUACUUAAAAUAAUAACAUAAAAAUCUAUAAGAAUCCUUACGACAAUAAGUUAUUAAGACAAAACAUUAAACCAAUGAAGUUAAGACAGCGAACGUAUCACAGUUACUAGAAAUAAAUAAAUAAAUAUAAACUUUUUACAAUAAAUAAUAAUACAGUAUAAAUUACCAAGUAAUUACACAUAUUUUUAGAUUACUUACAAACUAAGUGAUUUUCAAAGCUGUACAUUUACAAAUGUGCUGAUUAAUUAUUGCAUAAAUCCAUUAUUCCAUCAUAUAAAAGUAAAAGCUAAGACUUAGUCUAGGCUUAAGAUGCUUAAUAGGAUGACUGUAACUUAAGCUAGGUUAUGAAGAAAGGAGUUUUCAUGGAAAAAAAAACUUUAGUGAAAGAAAAUAAAUUUGUCAUAGGUAUGUAUUCUAUAUAUAUUACUUUUCGCAAGUCAAUACUGGGUAGUGAAGAAAAUAUGGAAUAUUGUUAUAUUAAGUUGAAAUUGAAUGAAAAAUAAUUAUGUUACUUUAAUCUUGUAUAUGACGGCAAGACGACAUCUCGUUAUGAAUCUAUUGAAGCACAAAAAUGACAUGGCAUUAUAAGAAUGGGUACAUAAUUUAUAUCUACUAUGAUGUAGGUAUUUUACGAUAUCUAAACAGUGUGACAAAUGUGCUACUUUCUGAUUCUGUUAAAAAGUUUGCAUAUUGUUCCUGUUCCUUUUUACUGUGAAUGAUUGAACGAAUAAAACGUUACGACUCGAAGGUG